UCACCUCCGACAAAUUCAAAUCAACCUCAACCGUCUCAGCCAAAUUCAAAUCAACCUCAACCGUCUCAGCCAAAUUCAAAUCAACCUCAACCGUCCCAGCCAAAUUCAAAUCAACCAAAUCAAUCUCAACCGUCACCGUCUCUGCCAAAUCCAAAUUCGGGUGAUGUGCAACCUACAUCUUCUUCUCCUCCUCCUCAUGAAUCUUCGAAUCCUCCCAUGCCUUCAAUUUCUCAAAAAAAAAUUCCUCUUAACACACAUUAUACAUCUACUGCUGAUGUUUGUUCAACUAAUCCAUAUUGUAAAACCGAUACUAACAAACAAGAUAGCGGUAAAACCGAAACUACACAAGAGCCUGAUACUAUCACGACUAUCAUGCCGGCCGGUUACGAUAGUAGAACAAUAACUUCAUUCACAAAAAGAACAGUCACAGUAACCGUUACUGUAUAUGUUCCAGGUUAUGUAACUACUGUUACUGAGUACAAGAAUGGUGAAACAAUAUCCUAUGAAACUUACUAUCCACCAAGUACUAAGAUUAUCGUGCAAGUUGUUACUUCAGUUGCACCCGCUGGUUUUGAGUUUGUAGAGAGUAAAGCAAGAAGAUUAAGUCAUUAUGGUUUGUUUGAUCGGAAUAAUGAUGGUUUAGUUAGUGUAGUUUUAAGUUUAUGGGUUGUAAUGUGGAGUUUAGUAUAUUUAAUUUUAUAA
Molecule: messenger RNA, 702 nt
Organism: Racocetra persica
Lineage: Eukaryota; Fungi; Glomeromycota; Glomeromycetes; Diversisporales; Gigasporaceae
Source: the annotation of a GenBank genome assembly